CAAACCAUUUUUCACACCAAAAACACACACUCACAAAGCAUUAUAAUAUCAUAAAUAUCCUAAUUUCUACUAAUUUUUUUUUUUCAUCCUAUGGCAAAAAUUGCAUGCAUUAUGGUUUUGUGCAUGGUGGUGCUGAUCGUCGCCGCACCCCAUGCACAAGCCCUAACAUGCACAGAUGUCGAUACCUACUUGGCCGACUGCGUUCCCUACCUCACGAACCCAUUGGGUCUUUUAGGAGACUGUUGCGAUGGCGUUAAGAAAUUGAACGCCGCGGCCACCACCACUAUCGAUCGCCAAACAGCAUGCAACUGCGUGAAAGCAGCUGGUUCGAAUACUAUUGGAAUUGAUUGGGUUAAGGCUACUGCUCUACCAACCACAUGUGGUGUUAGUCUUCCAUAUGAUAUCAGUGCAGACUUUGACUGCUCUACGAUCCAGUAAGGAUGAUGAAUUAAUGAUGGAUCAAAUUUUACAACCCCACAAAUUGAGCAAUAAUAAUAAGGAGAAUAAAUAAGAAUAAGUUAUGAUGAGAUCGUUUUUGAUCUUUAUUUAUUUAUAUAUCUCCUUUGUAUUUUAUAUUUACGUUGUUGUCUCUUUUUCUUUUAUGUGUUUUUCCCCUUUUUUGAGUUUAGUACGAUGUAAUAAAAGAGGCGGUUGUAUUGUAAUUCCAUCUUGAUAUAUAUAAAAUAAAAUCGAGCACUUUUAGUUCAAUGUCGAUUCUAUUUAUAUUUCUUUUUUAUUAUAAUUAUUUUCGAGUUUAACUUAUAUAUACUGACUACUGAUCAAUAUGUUAUUUCCUACCAUUGUUUAUUACAAAUUUCAAAGAUUACAAUUAACAGUACUAAUUGCCUAAUUAUAAUCCUCAAUUCAACUUACAAAAAAUAUUGGAUUUGUCAUUACCAUGUAUGUAGAACUUUAAUUUCUUUCAAUAGGAGUACUUCCACUUAAACAUUAAAAUGAAAAUGAGGAAAUUAAAAAUUGCUCUCUUUUUCCAUUUUAUAUCAUAACUAUAUCCUUAUUAGUUCAUUAAAUUUAACUUUAAACUUCACAUUUUAUCUUUAAUUGACAUGAACGAAUCCGAUUUUGUAAUGCAGGGGUCCAUAAGAUGACGAAUGAUCGAUCAAAUUUUACUACCGC
Capsicum annuum is the source of this 1134-nucleotide messenger RNA. Its product is annotated as non-specific lipid-transfer protein 2. The coding region runs from base 91 to 438 and encodes 115 amino acids. Gene Ontology annotation, biological process: lipid transport. The record is from RefSeq and is a predicted model, not a curated record. The transcript has 2 exons. Lineage: Eukaryota; Viridiplantae; Streptophyta; Magnoliopsida; Solanales; Solanaceae. Gene Ontology annotation, molecular function: lipid binding. Gene Ontology annotation, cellular component: membrane.